UUUUUAAUUUAAGUUAACACAAUAUUUUGCACUGGGUAACAAGCUUUUCGUUGUUGGAAAAUUGGAAAAUUCGAAAAUGUAUGAUAUUUCUUAUGCUCACUGUAUCAUCAAAGCAAAAUCAAUACUUGACGUCACAAAAAAAUGUCCAAUAUUUUAAGUUUCAUAUCAUAUGAAAAUUGUUAAAUCUUGUUGUUCAUUACAAAAUUGAUUCAAAAUAUCUUGCAUAAAUUAAGUUAGAUGCAAAUAUCUGUGUGUAUAAUAAGGUUUUAUUUAUUGAGACUUAGUGUUGAAAAAUAAAAUUUAUUGUGUAUAAAAAUGGAGUGUACCUAGUAAUUGUUAAGGUACACAAGAAUAAAUUCAAGUGAUAAGAAUACCGAAUUACAAUACAUAAAAAAUGAUUAUUAAGUGAAAUCAAAAUUAUUUUGUUGAUGGUAUCUAAAAACUCAUCAUUUAAAAAUAAAAAAAUAAAAAUUAAAUAAGAUUAAAAAUAAAUAGACCAUACAUCGUAUAAAAUAAUUAAGGGACACUAAAAACAGAGAGCUGUUAAAAACAUGACAGACAUGCCGGAUUUGUCACACUUAACUCCCGAGGAGCGGGCAAUUAUAGAAAAUGUUAUGCAGCGACAGAAACAAGAAGAGGAUAGAGAAAAUGAAAUUAUGAGGCGAAAACAAGAUGAAGUAACAUUUUUGGAAGAUACAAUACGACAACAGCAGAGAAGGGCCGGUGCAGACCUUGAAGCUACAUGCCACAUUUGUCUUAAAACUAAAUUCGCUGAUGGCAUUGGACACGUAUGUCAUUAUUGCAAUAUUAGAUGUUGUGCAAGAUGUGGGGGAAAAGUAACUUUACGAAGUAACAAAGUAAUAUGGGUGUGUAUUUUAUGUAGAAAAAAGCAAGAAUUGCUUUCAAAAACAGGUCAGUGGAUUGGUAAACAAUCAAGUCCAGUGUCCUUUUGCAGAGUAGGAUCAGACGGAAAGUCCAUUUUAAGUCCUUUUGAUUCCUCUGACAAACGUCCGAAGCUAGAACGUACAAGAAGUGCCGCUGAAAAAGAAAAUUUACCAUUGCAACAUACAAGCAGUAUGUUAAGACGACAAUAUUCACAACAAGAAACACCUACUUGUAGACGAUUGUCGACAACUGAAAGUAGCGUAGAAGUCAAUCCUUCACAACGAAGGAUGCAACCAAAACUUCCACAGCCUCCAUAUCAUAAUCAUCCACAAAAUGAUUUUAAUCAUCAACAGACUCAUCAUUAUUCAUCAUCGUCACAACAACAUCACUACACCCGUUCGUUACCAUAUUCAGGACAAUCAGGUAGUAUGAGAUACGAAGAUGAUACAGAUCCUAGAUACUAUCAGGGAGAAAUUGAAGGUCUUAUGCGGUCACACCCUCAUCUAGUUCACCCAAUGCAACAAAAAUACACCUCAACACAACCAAAUCAAAUGCAUGAUUUAAUACCAAAAUCAAGACAUCGUCGACACCUUAUCAGUGGUGGUCCUUAUAUGCCACAUCAAAGAUCUUUUAGUAGUUCAGAAGAAGACAUUAGAGAAUAUGAAGUGGGACAUUCGUUACUUUAUGAUAAUCAAGCAUUGGACACUAAUCAUCAGCAAACUGAAUAUCGAUAUCCUCAACAACCUUUAAAUAAUCCUGGAAAACUGGAUGUACAUCAAAGAAACACAUACAAUCGAAAUAUCCAUAAUAGAUAUCAUUCAUUGAAUGAAAGCUCUGUUAUCAGCCAGGUAGGCCAAUCAUCAUCUACUUUAUUACCGCAAGUUGUGGUGUGUGAUGUAACAACUUGUACAACAAAUGCUUCGCCAACUUUGUCAAACGUUGAUAACAAUAAUCAAUACAGUGCAUUGCAUAAUUUACAUAAUCAAAUAAAUCGUUAUGCACAGCCAUCAUCGACGUCUAUAAGCGGUACUGCUAAUGUUGGAGGCGAUUCAGAUUCAUACUGGGAAGAAUCAACAGACAGUAGACGUUUUACGGAACGAAGAAAGAAAACUGUUCGUUUUGAUGGACAAGACUCGGAUGAUUGGACCCGUUGGGAAAAUGAAAGACAAGGUAGUCAAGACUCGGCAACAAAAGAUUCAGGCAUUGACACUAGUAGUACGUUUACAAGCAGUGAAGAUUCAAAUCGUGGCGACGGUCCUAAGCAUCCAGUGAGUUGGCAAGUGUCAUCGGAUGGAGGUCGAAUUAUUGGACACAUGAUUUUACGUAAAAAUUUAGACGGAGAAGAUAUUUUAGGAUUAAAAAUUGUUGGUGGGAAAUCAUUUCCAAAUGGAACACGAGCAGCUAUCGUUGAAAAGGUAAAACGUGGCUCAAUAGCUGAUCAAGAGGGACAUAUAAAAGCAGGUGAUGAAGUGAUAGAGUGGAAUGGUCAAUCACUGCAAAAUAAAAGUGUACAAGAAGUGUACGAUAUUAUCUACGAUAGUAAAACAGAUUCUCAAGUUGAAUUAAUAGUUUCACGUCCCCUAGCAAUACUAAAUCGCAAGAUCGUACAAGAAUCAUGGCGACAGUCACAUUCACCGACACGUGUUCAGACACAACAACGUUGUAGAGAUUCAUAUGAUCGUUCUGAAAAACCAAGUUUGUUAGUAACUUCCCCUGGGUCACCAGAUUGUCAAAUAAAAAGUAAUAGUGCUUCGAUUUGUGGACGGUAUGCGAAUCGUUUAACACCAGGCAGUAUUGCCUCUCAGCAAAGCAAUAUUGGUGGAAGAAUUCAAAUAAAGUUGGGUUUUGAGAUUAGUACUUUGAAUGUCAUAAUAACUAUUAUUUGCGCUGCUGAUUUGACAUAUCGAUCAAAUGGUGACCUGAGAAGUCCUUAUGCUACAGUUUUUUUACUGCCUGAUCGUUCUGAAAAAUCUAAAAGGCGCACGAAAACAAUAGCAAACACAAAUGAUCCUCGAUGGGGCCAAACAUUUCUUUAUUCUGGACUUCGAAGAGUCGAUUUAAAUAGUCGUUUACUUGAGAUAUCCGUAUGGGAUUAUGUGCGUUUUGGUAAAAAUGUUUUUUUGGGUGAAGUAAUAUUAGAAUUGGGAAAUCAUCCACUUGAUGAUGAAGCAGAGUGGUACAUACUUCAACAAUACGAGAUGUCGCAGAACAAUUUAGCACGUCGAGAUGUGGAUUUGUCUCAAUCAAAUGAAAUAGAAAUGAUUUCAACACCGACUGAUCAUUUAUCGCCACCAAGUACGUUAUCCCGAUUUAGUGAUUCAGAUACAACUUCAGAAGUUGACUUUGAUGGUAUAAAUACAGGGCGUGAUGGUGCCAGUAUAUCUUCUAUAGGCAGCUCGACGAGUCCGCCACCAGAGGUGGAUUUGAUUGAACGUCGAUCUAGACGUGACGUGUCUCCACAAGGACAACGAAAAUUAGGUGGUAUGGUUUCAAAAGAUUAUCGAACCGUAUCAGGAGUAGGGCAAUCAUAUUAUAAUCAAUCAUCGACCAACCGACGUAGUGAAACAAUGACACAAGCUCAUCGUAGCCAUUCAGCAACUCCGGGAGACUAUUACCCACGAGGCAGUCGUCGUGGCUCAUUAUCACCUCCAGAUAAUCGUUAUUCUGAAUAUCCAGUUCUUCCAAUUCAACCUCAAACAUCAUCUAAAUCGGCUACAGUUACACCAACUGGUUCUCCAAAGAAAAGGCAAUUGCCACAAGUACCUCAUGUAGCUAGUAGAAGUUCAGCUAUAUUCUUACACGAGUCUGACGACAGAGAAAGCAAUCAGAGAUACAGCAGGCAACGUGCAAGGCAGCAGUUAUCAAAACAACCAACUUAUAGGAGUACUGGAAUGGGGGGUUGGGAACGUCAUUAUUCAGGACUAUCUGAUAGUGAUUUGACCUCUCACACAGAAACAAGCUUACGACCAAGACAUUCCUUAUCUCCCGAUAGAGACUUUCUGGGAGAAUUUGCUGACUCUGAUAUGGAAUCAGUAGUAAGCGUUACCUCAAGUGCUUUUUCAACUCAAUCAGAACGUCCACGUGGCUCCCGCGUUACCAGACGGGUUAUAAAACAUCGGAGUCUUCCUUUGACAAGACCACGUUCAGUUAUACCGACCGAAAAUAAAAACAUUUCAAAAACUCGAAAAAUUUUAUCAGAAAUAGCUUCUGGACAAUUAUCUUUUACACUACCUAAAACACAAUCAAUAUAUUCUAUUUCUGCUUCAAUGAGUGAAAACGACAAUAUUAAUAGUGUUCCAGCGAUGCAAAUCGAUUGUCAAAUACAUAAUAUUUCCGGUGAAAAACAAUUAUUUUUAAGUGAACAAUGUUUAUUUUUAAGAGAAAAGCCUGCAAAUAGAAUUAUGCUACCUGAAAUUAUAAACUCAAACUCUAGUGAUUUAUCUCAUGAAAAUGAUAUAAAAUUCAAUGAAAAUAAACUUAAUAGUGAGACAGAUUUGAUAUGUACAUCAAUACCAAUUGAAAAGGUUUUUACCAAUUUCGAAAAUAUUAUAAUUGAACCAAACGAUUUUGCCACCCUAAGGUCAGCUUUUUCUGAACAAAACCUUUUACAAGACAUGGAAGUACUGACAAAUUUAUUUGGAGAAAAGAAAGUUAAAAGUGAGCGGACAUAUCAACCUAAUAAAUUUUUUUUUUCUGAUGAUAAUAAUAUGACAAAAAAAGACAUUAUAGAUGAUAUUUCAACUUCGAAACAAUAUACUAAGUCACAUUCAACAAUAAACUUACAUGAGCAAAAUGUUAGACGGCGACUUCCAGAUAUUCCUAAAUUUAAAAAACUCCGGCCAGUUACCAUACAUACAAGCUUUGUUCCUAUUGAUUAUGUCGAUAGAUCAACAAAACGGUUAUUUAAACCAUUAGAUAUAGAAAAAAACUCAACAGACAAUCAAAUAAAUAAAUCGGUGCUAAAGGGACUAUCAGCAAAAUGUUUGAAUAGAGAUGAGAUAAAACUGUUUACGAAACGUUCACGUUCAUUACCAGCUAAAAUAAAAACAGCAACUGACGUACUUGAUUCCAAUAGAAUAAAUGAGUAUGAUGCACCAUUUUCUUACAUGAAGAAUCAAUCAGCUACAUGCAAUAUGUUUAAUGAGGAAAUACGGAAUGCUUUGUUAACUCAGACGGAAAUCCGUGAAAAGUAUGGUGAUAGUGAUAAAAGUGAUAUCAAAAAUAUAAAUAAAGUAAAAACAUUGAGGGAAAAAAAACAAAAAAUCGAAGGUAAAAGGCAUUAUGAAAAGUCUAAAAAAUAUAUGAACAUCGAAUAUGCCGAUGAUAAUGUUUUCUUAAAUUGUAAAGAAAACAAUGAACAAAGAAAAAACAAAAAAAUCAACAAUGAUAAUUAUUAUCCAAAACCUAAAUAUAAUAGUGAUUUAUACAUAAAUAAUUUAUUUUGCCAUAAUAGACCUGCAUCAUUACAUGGUGACUCGAUUAUAGAUAAUAAAAAACAUGACUAUAGACGAACUAGUAGUUUAGAUGGACUAAAUAAUUUUACAAAUAAAUUGACACAUAAGACUAGACAUAGUUCUGUUAGUAUUAAUGAUCAUCCUAGUAUUUAUGAAUACAUAAAAUCUCCUUCAUCGCCUCAAAAAACAUGUAUACAUUGUGCUAAUUAUAAACACGCUAACAUUGCUUCUUGUAUUCCCUCUCCUCAAAACGGUAUUGCUUUGUUGUCCACAUCUCCUAAACGUACAUCAUUAAAAAAAUCAAACACGACAUCUUCAAAUUGUGUUGUAAAUUCUGGUGCUAUAAAAAAAACAAAACGUACUAUAAGCAACAGUGAAUAUGAUGAACGAUCUAGAGAUAAAAUAAAAUACAGAGAAGACCAGCAACACCAAAAAGGAUCGGUUCGUCGAAGAACUGAUAGAGAUAGACAGAGAGACUUGGAGCGAAAGCGAGAACAAGAACAGUUAGACGGAACAAUGAGUAGUGAUCAAGAACGAGGAAGCUCACAUCAAAGUACUAUUGAUAGAAGCUUUUCAAAUAAUGAAGGAACGCCUGAUGAUAAAAUAGAUGGCAGCUUAAGUGACACGGCUGUUGGACUUCAAUGCUUAGAUUCAGCAAGACGUCGCCAUGAUCAAAGAUCCCCUAAGACUGCAACACCAACAAGUGAACGAAGCAUAGGUAUAAGUGGAAUGGGUAAAAAGAGUAAUUCAACGUCACAACUCUCAGCAACAGGUCGAAAAAGACGGUUGGGAUUUGGCAAACGUGGCAAAACCUCCUUUACUGUACAACGAAGCGAAGAAGUUCUACCUGGAGAGAUGCGCGGAGGCCUCUCUAGAGGAUCCUCGGCAUCUAGCGAUGGUGAAGGAAGCGAGUUAGGCGACAGAUGGUCACCGUCAUUAAGAAUCACAGAUAGUGGUCAAUUAUCAGAAUUUAUUGACGGGCUUGGACCAGGGCAACUAGUUGGACGACAAGUUUUAGGUGCUCCUGCUUUAGGUGAUAUUCAAUUAUCAAUGUGUCGACAAAAAGGAUUUCUAGAAGUUGAGGUGAUCAGAGCUAGAGGUCUUCAAUCUAGACCUGGCUCGAAAGUUUUACCAGCUCCUUAUGUAAAAGUAUAUUUAGUGCAAGGUAAAAAAUGUGUGGCAAAAGCAAAAACUACAACUGCAAGAAAAACUUUAGAUCCACUUUAUCAGCAGCAAUUAGCCUUUCGAGAACCAUUUGAUGGAUGUGUGCUACAAGUGACUGUUUGGGGUGAUUAUGGACGAAUUGAGGGUAAAAAGGUGUUCAUGGGAGUAGCUCAAAUUAUGUUGGAUGACUUGAAUUUGACGAAUAUAGUAAUAGGAUGGUACAAACUAUUUGGAACAACAUCAUUGGUCAGUGGUACACCAACUAUCAACUUAUCUAGGCGAUCUUCAAUCACAUCAUUUGAAUCACUCAAACUAUUAAAUUAG
This is a messenger RNA of Culicoides brevitarsis, 6827 nucleotides long. It is a transcript of the gene Rim, whose product is annotated as regulating synaptic membrane exocytosis protein 2. Gene Ontology annotation, cellular component: presynaptic membrane; cytoskeleton of presynaptic active zone. The transcript is spliced from 21 exons. NCBI's taxonomy places the organism in Eukaryota, Metazoa, Arthropoda, Insecta, Diptera, Ceratopogonidae. The coding region runs from base 552 to 6827 and encodes 2091 amino acids. Gene Ontology annotation, molecular function: small GTPase binding; transmembrane transporter binding. Gene Ontology annotation, biological process: intracellular protein transport; positive regulation of synaptic transmission; regulation of membrane potential. The record is from RefSeq and is a predicted model, not a curated record.